UUUUGCACAUUCAUUCCCAGUAACGAGAUUAACAGACUUAGCUCUCAAUAUCCAUAUACAUCUCCUUAAAUUAACUUCUCUGUUUUCUCUCUGUUCUGUUUUUUUUUUUUUUUUUUUUCCUCUCUCUUUUUGUGAAAACCAUGUCGAAAAGCUUGAGUUUCUUUUUGUUGUUUCUUUUGGUGAAUUCCACAUUGGUUGCCAUAGAAGGCCGACCUUUGAAUAUCAUAAAAUGGGGAAGCCAUGGUGGUAAAGGAGUCGUGGGUGGUUUCUUUGAUGGGUUAACUCUCGGAUCCAUUAAAGAAUCGGGUCCGAGCCCGGGUCAAGGAAAUAAAUAUACAGAUGCUCACACCCUUGGAGGAAGAAAAAAAUCUGGUCAGAGCCCAGGCGAGGGACACAAAUACACAAACUCUCACACGCUUGGUGGAAUAAAGGCGGGUCCGAGCCCUGGUCAGGGUCACAAAUUUACAAACGCUCAGACACUUGGAGGAAUCAAGGAGUCUGGUCCAAGCCCUGGUGAAGGCCACAGCUCUGUGUUUGGUGUGUGGUCUCUUGGUUCCAUCAAACAAUCGGGUCCAAGUCCGGGUCAGGGAAACAAGUUCACAGACUCCCGAACACUAGGAGAUAAUAAGGCAGGACCUAGUCCUGGUGGUAAGGGACACUAGAGCUAGCUAGCCACCAAUAUUUUUAGUUUAUAAAAAUGUGUUUUUGGCAAAUUAUAACCUUUGUUCUGCUGAUUAUAUUAGUCAAUAAAGUGUAAAAUAUUGGUCCCUUACAAUAGCCCAAUUGACGAUGAUGGUGAUAAUCUUCAAGAUCCGGGUUCAAUACAAUUCUGGAAUAAAAUUUAUUGGUAUCAUAUCUCUUUCUAAUUUAUUGUUUUUGUGAUGAAAAACAUUGUUUAAUAUAUCAUGUUUAUCAAGUUUAUUAAGCAA
Ziziphus jujuba (common jujube) is the source of this 929-nucleotide messenger RNA. RefSeq lists its product as uncharacterized. NCBI's taxonomy places the organism in Eukaryota, Viridiplantae, Streptophyta, Magnoliopsida, Rosales, Rhamnaceae. Gene Ontology annotation, biological process: innate immune response; regulation of developmental process. Bases 141 to 662 code for a protein of 173 amino acids. The transcript has 2 exons. The record is from RefSeq and is a predicted model, not a curated record.